Messenger RNA from Eruca vesicaria subsp. sativa (arugula), 1394 nucleotides. NCBI's taxonomy places the organism in Eukaryota, Viridiplantae, Streptophyta, Magnoliopsida, Brassicales, Brassicaceae. The record is from the annotation of a GenBank genome assembly.
GUCACUAUGAACUUCAAUUUUAUUGUACAAAAUAAUAUUUGACUAAAGCUGUUAAAGGGAAAGGGAUGUUCCUGCGAAGAGUCUCUCCUCUGUUCUCUACCAUAGCCAAAAGAUCACAAAGUCGCUUCCUUUCGAGUCCGGCUAACUCUACUCAAAAUUGGGUAUUUCGCCACAGCUUACAAGCAACUCGUUCAUACGCAAGUGGAGGACGUAAAGACUACAAUCUCUUUAAUAAUGUGAAACCUGGUGAUGAUAACUUCAGAAAAGCCUGGGAGAAAGAUGAUGAUGAUGAUGAUGAUGAUGAUGAUGAUGAUACUCUAUGGUCAGGAAGUGAAGACGAAACCAAUGAUAAUGGAAGAAACCGUCUUGAGAAAGAGGUUAAGAAAGCUAGGCAACAAGCUAAAAACACCUCUGAUCUAAUCGAUGGAGACGAUAGUGACGAGCUAUACAGUGUUUGGUCAGGAAGUGAUGAAGAAAAAACGUUAUGGACCGGCGAUGAAGGUGAUGACGACGACGAUAUUCCAACAGAACCACACCCAAACGAAGCAUCUGAUAAGUACUUAGACAAGUUAUUUGAGUUCGAGGAGAAGCCAAAGUACAGAACAAUCUCUGAGCUGUUGAAAUCCGAAAACGAGCCUGAGGAGCUUUCGCCAGGUAAACAGGCGAGGAAGCUAGCUGUUGAGAACGCGUUGAAGAAGCUGAACAAAGGUCCUGAUGGGCGUUACACAAACGUGUGGGAAGUGAUGAGUGAUGUGGACAUUUUGAUUGGAGCGUUUGAGAAUAUUAUCUCAGGGCCUGAGUAUGAAGAGCUGAGGAAAGGUGGACCUAAGAGGUUGAACAUGCAGUUUUUUAAGGAUAUACAGACACGUAUGAGAGAUCCUAACUUCAAAUUUACGCCUGAGAUUAAGUUGAAGCCUAAGAGUAAACUAGUGCCUAGGAAGAAAUGGCAGAAGGCACAGUCAAGGAGAAGGAAAGCUCAGAAGCGGUAAAAAAAAAGCAAUACUAAUGUAUUUUAAUAGGUAAGUCCACUCAUCAUAUUACCAAAUCUACAUCAUGUAAGUUCUUGCUGCUAUGUUCAAUAAGAAUGAGUUAAAAGAGUGUUAUGACUGUUUAAUCCUCUGAUGCCAAUAAUCGUUUCCUUUGGAGUGAUUCUGGGGGAGACUUUUAUAUUCCUUCUACUUAAGAAAGAAGCUUUUGAACGAAAAGCUAAAGAUGCUUUGGUCCCUAUUGGACAUUUUUGUUGGGAGAAUACAACUUUUCUGGCACUUUGAUCUUCCAAACUUUUCUUUUCUCCUUUUUGGUGUUAAAAAGUUGGAACUUGUAAUGUUGACACUCUUUUGCCAUUUGAAGCUUAACAAGUCACAAGAUGCUGAUUUUUUGGGUCUUUUCCUAAU